Ceratotherium simum simum (southern white rhinoceros) is the source of this 387-nucleotide messenger RNA. RefSeq names its product C-C motif chemokine ligand 22 (gene CCL22). Gene Ontology annotation, cellular component: extracellular region. Lineage: Eukaryota; Metazoa; Chordata; Mammalia; Perissodactyla; Rhinocerotidae. The record is from RefSeq and is a predicted model, not a curated record. Gene Ontology annotation, biological process: chemokine-mediated signaling pathway; positive regulation of cell migration; positive regulation of GTPase activity. Gene Ontology annotation, molecular function: CCR chemokine receptor binding; chemokine activity.
UUGUAGACAUCUGGGCUGGGACACACAGGACCGGAGCAUGGCCAGCCUACAGACCCCGCUCCUGGCUGCCCUCGUCCUCCUUGCUAUGGUACUUCAAGCAACCGACGCAGGCCCUUAUGGCGCCAACGUGGAGGACAGCAUCUGUUGCCGGGACUACAUCCGUCACCCCCUGCCCGUGCGAGUGCUGAAAUAUUACUACUGGACUUCGGACUCCUGCCGGCGGCCCGGUGUCGUCUUGCUAACUCUCAAGGACCGGGAGAUCUGUGCUGACCCCAGACUGCCCUGGGUGAAGAAGAUUCUCCAGAAGCUGGACCAGUGAGGAAGGGCUCUGCCCUGACGAUGCGGCCUUGGCUCCUCCAGGAAGACUAUGGAGCCCCAGCUCCCUGC